UAGUCUUAUUUUUUCAGGUUUUGGAUAGAGGUGAUAAAAAAUUCAGACCGAGCCUUACACAUCAAUUGUCAUAUUCAAAUUUGUAAAAAAGUAGCGGACUUAUUAGGUCAAAGCAAGCUUUUUGGAUCGAACUCGGGUUUUUAACUAAAAAGGUGAUUUUUAGAUUGCCCUAACCCACCCUAUAUUUGGGUCAAACCUCACCUCUAGUUGAACAAACAUAUUUGGCCUUAGUCUUGACCCGACCCAACCCGAUCACGUGGACAUUUUUUUUUUUUUUAAUUUUUUUUAAACUACUUUUGGCCCGGUAAACGGUCACCUCUACCUUCGUUUCCCUUCUCUUCCUUUCUGUUCUUCUUCCUUCCUUUCACUUCAUCCACUUCCUUUUGUAUAAUAUUGAAUGACGCAAUGAAGUCGGCUUGAAUUGGAAGGUGACGUUAUUUUUGCUCAACCCCAGCAAAGAUGAAGCUUCUUAUCUCUUACCUCAAAAAUGUGUAUGAAUGGCAAUGCUGGUCAAAAACCGGUGCCAGUUGUGCCAUUGAUGGAUGCCGUGGUGAAGGUAUUUUGUGUUCGUUCAGUACCGAAUUAUUCCCUUCCGUGGCAGAGGAGGAGGCAGUGUAGCACCUCCAGUAGUGGAUUUGUCAUUGCAGGGAGGAGGGUUUUGACAAAUGCACAUUCUGUGGCACACUACACUCAAGUUAAGCUCAAGAAGCGCGGUUCUGAUAUCAAGUACUUGGCCACUGUACUUGCUGUUGGGACUGAGUGUGAUAUCGCUUUGCUUACAGUCGAAGAUGAUGAAUUCUGGGAAGGUGUUUCACCAGUGGAGUUUGGCAAAUUGCCAGCUCUUCAAGAUGCUGUUGCUGUUGUGGGCUACCCAAUAGGAGGGGAUACUAUAUCUGUGACCAGUGGAGUUGUCUCACGCAGGGAGAUCCUCUCUUAUGCUCAUGGGGAGUCUGAGCUACUGGGCUUGCAGGUAGAUGCUGCCAUAAACGCUGGAAAUUCUGGUGGUCCAGCCUUCAGCGACAAAGGGAAUUGUGUAGGCAUUGCAUUUCAGUCAAUGAAACAAGGAGAUGCUGAAAAUAUUGGUUAUGUUAUUCCUACACCUGUAAUUGAUCACUUUAUUCAGGAUUAUGAGAGGAAUAGAGCAUAUACAGGGUUCCCAAUUCUUGGGUUUCAUUGGCAACCGAUGGAGAAUCCCGACUUACGCAUAGCAAUGGGCAUGAGAUCUGAUCAAAAGGGUGUACUUGUUAACCGAGUUGAAGCUACUGCUCCUGAUUCCGAGAUUUUGAAGCCAUUAGAUGUUAUCCUUAGUUUUGAUGGGGUUGAUAUUGGAAAUGAUGGAACAGUUCCUUUCAGGCAUGGAGAGCGUAUAGGUUUUAGUUACCUUCUAUCACAGAAGUAUCCUGGAGAUAAUGCCAAUAUUAAGGUACUGCGUGAUUCAGUGCUGCAUGAAUUUACUAUCAGACUUGGUAUUCCCAAGAAGCUCAUUCCAGUGUGUAUUAAGGAUGGACCUCCAUCAUAUUACAUACUCGCUGGAUUUGUUUUCACUGUCGUAUCGGUCCCAUAUCUCCAAUCAGAGAAUGAUGUAAAUGUCGAUCUUAUGCACAAACUUCAAUUUUCGAUGGCACAAUCAGAAGAUGAAGAUCUUGUUGUUAUAUCUCAGGUUCUUGUGGCUGACAUUAACAUCGGAUAUGAAGGUCUUGCUAAUGUCCAGGUUCAUGCUGUCAAUGGUAACCCUGUGAAGAACUUGAAAAGCUUGGUAAAUAUGGUGGAGUCCUGCAACGAUGAAUAUUUAAAGUUCGAUCUAAUUUUCAACGUGGUAGUUAUUCUUCGGACUGAGGCUGCUAAAGCUGCUACUGCAGAUAUUCUGGCGACGCACAGCAUUCCUUCUGCAAUGUCUGAUGAUCUUAAAACAUAAGCUGAAGUCUGAAGCUCGCAUACCAUACAUAGUUGUUUUGCAGUUGUAUACUUUUUUACCUGUCUGCAAGGAUUCAGUUUACACGCCUACAUCACGAGUCAUCACAAAUUUACAAUUGUGUGCUUUUUUGUAGGUCAGUAAUGUGUGCUCCAUUGUAACUACUAUUUUAUGUGCAACCAAUUUAAAUACAGGGUAGUAGUCAAGUUUGUAUUUUACAUAUGUAUUGUACGAAAGCUGAUUGAUUCACCUUUUUUGAGAGUGAAAAUGCUUGGAUUUGUCAUCCUUUA
Molecule: messenger RNA, 2202 nt
Organism: Chenopodium quinoa (quinoa)
Lineage: Eukaryota; Viridiplantae; Streptophyta; Magnoliopsida; Caryophyllales; Amaranthaceae
Product: protease Do-like 9
Exons: 10
Coding region: 488-1915 (475 amino acids)
Biological process (GO): proteolysis
Molecular function (GO): serine-type endopeptidase activity; protein binding
Source: RefSeq, a predicted model, not a curated record